This is a messenger RNA of Mobula hypostoma (lesser devil ray), 4416 nucleotides long. Its product is annotated as 17-beta-hydroxysteroid dehydrogenase type 2-like. The record is from RefSeq and is a predicted model, not a curated record. Gene Ontology annotation, molecular function: oxidoreductase activity. The transcript is spliced from 5 exons. Gene Ontology annotation, cellular component: intracellular membrane-bounded organelle. The coding region runs from base 395 to 1546 and encodes 383 amino acids. Lineage: Eukaryota; Metazoa; Chordata; Chondrichthyes; Myliobatiformes; Myliobatidae. Gene Ontology annotation, biological process: steroid metabolic process.
UUGCACUUGCCGGGAGCUCAGAGGGACAGGCUGUGGAGACUGUGGAGUAGGAGGAGGUUGUUGCUGAGGGUAGCGCUUGGAACGGGGAGCGCGGCACCUCUGCAGGCUAAGUGUCUGCGAAGAUUAGCAUUGGACGGGGAGAGGAAAAGGGGCGGAGGAAAGGGGGAAAGGAAGCAGGGAACAAAGGAACAAGAGGUAACGAGAGAAGCGGGGAGAGAGGUGAAGGAAAGGAGGGUGAGCGAGAACGAGAGGGAGAGAAAAAGUGAGAGGAAGGAGGAGGGAGAGAGGAGGAGUGAGGGAGGGAAGAAAAAGUGAGGGUACAAGAAAGAGAGCGAGGGGAGGAAAGAUUUGAGGGAGAAAAGGAGUUGUCAAGCACUAGAAUCAGCUGGCCAACAUGCUCUUCCCAUUACUCUACACUCUAGCUACAGCAGCUUUCGGAGGCGCGGUGCUGCGGUUGCUGCUGAGGCAGGAGCUAAAGGUGGGGCUGGAAAUUGCUCUGGCUCUCCUGCUCCUACUCCUUUUCGAGCCCCUGUGCUACAAGGUGAUGCCUGGCUAUCUCGGCUUUUGUCUCUUCUCCCUGGCUUGUCUGCUCGCCUACUGGAAACUGCCCAUGUCCGGGUUGCUACCUGUCCAGGAAAAGGCUGUUCUCAUCACAGGAUGUGAUUCUGGAUUCGGUCACGCACUGGCAAAAUACCUCGAUGAACUAGGCUUCACUGUAUUUGCUGGUGUUCUCUUCCUCAAUGGGCCUGGUGCUCAGGACUUGAAGAGGUAUGGGUCAGACAGGCUCACGGUGCUGCAGAUGGAUGUCACAAAUUCACAGCAGAUAUCUCAAUCCUUUGAGUCUGUAAAAGCUCAGGUAGAGGACAAAGGAAUCUGGGGUAUUGUAAACAAUGCUGGAGUACUAGAAAUACUAGUUGAUGCAGAACUUAUCCCCAUGAACACUUAUAAACGCUGCAUGGAGGUGAAUUUCUUUGGGGCUGUGGAAGUCACUAAAGUAUUUCUUCCACUACUUCGGCAAACCAAAGGCAGGCUCAUUUGCAUCUCAAGCCUUGCAGGAAGUGUACCAUUUAUGAGGAAUGUAUCAUAUAAUGCCUCAAAAGCUGCUUUAAGCAUGUUUUUCAAUACUUUGAGAUACGAACUUGCCAUCUGGGGAGUUAAAGUGGUCAUCAUCCAACCAUCUGGCUUCAAAACAGGUAUCUUUGGCACCAUUGACCAAUGGAACCAACAGCACACGAAAAUCUUCCAACAGCUCUCUCCUGAAGUUAGAAAAGAUUAUGGUGAAAGCUAUCUAAAUUUACUCAAAGAACAGUACACUGCUUUUCAGAGUCAUGUAUCUGAUACUCUGCAACCUGUUCUGAAGGACAUACUCACUGCACUGUUGGCAAACAACCCCAGGAGGUUAUAUACACCUGGGUUAGGCGCAUUCUUGAUCCCGUUCCUCUACCACAAUUUUCCCACCUUUAUCUCUGAUUUUCUUAUUUUUCAGCUAUUUGACCUGAUUCAGAAUGUGCCAGAUGGAGCUAAACAAAAAGGAGUCUAUCAAUAGCUGCCAUCAGCCUACUCUACAGUAAGCACAGAUGUGUACAUUCUACUAAUAAAACAAUUUUUCCUCGCAUCUAUCUAUUUUAUGUACAUAAAAUCCUGAGCAAACCAGACACAUUUGCUCUGUUCAACAGACAGUAUCCCAGAGACUUUCAUAAAUGGCUAUAAACUGCCUACAACAUUUCUCUAAUGCCCCUGUUACCGCUGCCUCAGGAGAAAAAGGUUCUCUGUAAAUUAACCAGAGUCCCAGAUUCUUGUAUGCUUGUUUUAUAUCCAAAUAACAGACUUACCAAUUUCUACUCUACAAAUUAAAAAUAACUUGCAGCUUGAUUAACAGACUAUGAAACUUUGCAAUUCACUGAAUACAGACCCGGAAUUAAUAAUAUUUUGUUCAUUUCAAACAAAUAUGGUUAUUUGAUUAUGCAGAAAAAUGUUUUUACAAGUUAAUUGUAUAUUUUACACAUUGUAUAAUCUUUCCUAGACAUUGUAAUGAAAGUAGAUUUUUAUUCAAGGCUAAGGGAAAUAUUUUGGCAUAUUUAAUCUCUUGUCAUCAGGAUUAUUUUUCAAUGUAACUAAAAUAAUUCCUAUUUGUACUGUAAUUCAUUAUCUAGGUGAUGUUGCUUUGAUGACAAAUCUGUCAUCUUUUUCACAGUUGCUUAAGAAAAUAAUUUGCUAUCAAGCAUCAAGCUCAUGCCAUUAAUAUUUAAUUUCACAAUGUAAAAGAACAGAUACAAAACUCAGUAGCCAAAGAAAAAAAAAUUGAUACUGAAACUGCACGAGAUGUUAUGAAGUUGGCUGUCUAGUAUCUAGAAUCAGUGCUAAAACAAUGUUUUAAAAUAGAGAGUGAAACAACAUCUCACACUCCAGGACUAUCAGUCCCCUAGGUAGAAGGUUAGGAAACAGAAGUUAAUGAAUGAAGAUGUUCAGCAAAAAAAUGAAAAAUGGAGAAACUAUUUUAUGCCUCUGGCACUUGGGAUCUGCAACACACUACCAAAGAUAAUGGUGGAGGCACAUUCUGUUGUGUUCAUACAGGACCUGGAUGAUUAGACAAAAUUUGCAGGAAUAUGUAGAGAGGAUUGGGAAUGUAUCUAGUUGGAUUGCUCUUACAUGAAGCAUGUAUGGACUUAGUGGAUCAAAUAUCCCCAACCAUCCUGCAAUGAAUCUGUGAUUCUGUAUACUCUGAAAACUUUGCAUUAUUUUUAAUUAGCAUUAAGGAACACAGGGUUUUUUUUUGCAUACAUUCUAUAAAUGUUUGCAUUCUAGCCAAUCUUGAUCUCAGGUCUCAAAAGAUAUCACAUGGUGCUUCUGAUGUAAAUCAGUACUAACCACAAUGGAGUUUGUUAAUAAUCUCUGCUUGUGGAAUGCACUUGACCUCUAGAGAAUUUCAAAUCACUUUAAUUGGAUCUGAGAACUGGCUCAUCUAUUACCUCUCUUCUUGUUCACUCAGGAAGAUUUCCCUUAUUGGAAUUUCAGUACUGCUACACCUUUAGUUUUAGUGGGAUUUAGCAUGUUACUUUAGUUUGUAUUUCUGUGUUAUUAAUGAGCAAGCAAACUUACCAAAUACUAUGUAUAACUAGGGUGCUUAAGACUUUUGUCAUGUCCUUUGUUGGAAAAAUAUUGGAAAGAUAUUUUUGAUAUUAUUUCAACGGUUUUGAAUACAGACUUACAACCUCAUCCAAUUACUGCUAUUUUUGGAUUACCAAUGAUAGACUCAAAUCAUUUAACCUCUUCAGCACGCUGGAUGAUUGCAUUUCUUACUUUAAUGGCUAGAAGAUCCAUUUUGCUGAAUUGGUUUAUGACCCCUCCAUUAAAUUUGAAAAAACUUGGAGGUCAUUCAUUCAGCAUUUUCAUUUGAUGGAAUUUGACCAUUUCCAGACUUAUUUUACUUCUCUGUACUGUUGGUUGAGAGGAAUGGAGUCAUUGACACUAAGGUUUUCUUCUCUUCCAUUUUUACGUUGUUAGAAUUGCCCAUGUCUUUUUAGUUUAGUUGACUAAUUCUGUUUAGUUUAGUUUUUUUGGGGGAGUGGGGUUUGUUUUUUUUUCUUUUUUUUUUCUUUUUCAUGAUUUUUCUCCAGUUUUUUUUUUGUCCUGUAUUAUUCAUUGUUAUCCUACACGAUUGGGAGUUUUGUCAAUUUAUACUAUUUGGUUUUAUAAUUACUCAUUUUAAGUAUAACAAUGUAUCUCCAACUAUUUGUAUUAUUGCUAUGUUAUGUUUAUAUUUUAUGAAACUAAUUAAAAAGAUUGAAAAAGAAAGAAAGGCUUUAGCACAGUACUGUAUUUGUCAAUGUGGAGCAGAGAGUGAGUUUGUAAAUCUGGUGGGAGCAAAGGAUAUUGAGAAUGGUGAGGGUGGAGUGCCAUGGGUUGGGUUGGGAUAGGUGGCAGAGAAGGAGUGCCAGGGUUGGGUGGUGAUAUGGGUGCAGACACACCCAGCUCUGAGACACCAGGCAAGAUCAUUUGAUUCCAAACAAUUGGUUUAUUGAGCAUUAUAGAAAUUCACUCUGGUGCUUCCUGCUCCCUCCCCUCUUCCUUCCCCUUUUCCCAACUAUAAUUCCCCUCUCCCUGCCCCCUUUUCACUCUUAGACACUCUGUCCACAAUAGAGACCCAUAUCAGAAUCAGAUUUACCAGAUUUUUCUGUGGCUACAGUAUAGUGCAAUGCAUAAAAUUACAAAAGUACUGUGUGAAAGUCUUAGGCCCAUAUAUAUAACUAGGGUGCCUAGGACAUUUGCACAGUACCAACUGCUUGCAAUCAAAUAACUUUGCCUGGUGUCUCAGGGCGGGUGUGCUUUCACCCACACCACCCCUGUCCCUGGCAUUCCUUCUCUGCCACCCGUCCCACAUCUCUCUGUAACACUCCAUUCUCACCAUUCCCAACA